AUGAUGAAGCGCGGCGUCAAAAGUUUCACCGAUCCCCUUCCUAUCAGCCACCGUUACCGUUCCUUCUCUGUCUCUUUAGACGACGAGAAGCCACCAGAGUAUCAUAUCCCUAUCGCUGGGAGAGAAUCACUAGGCCAGCCGGAAUCCCGUGGUCGGGUAGUUCUUACCGAAUACGAUUGUUAUAAUGAGUUGGGCUUUUGUUUUCCUACUUGGAAGAAAUGGAUGAUCAUCAGCGUCAUUUUUCUAGUUCAAGUUUCAAUGAAUUUCAACACCAGUCUGUAUUCCAAUGCCAUCUAUGGUAUUUCGCGGGAAUUUGGUGUCAGUGUGCAGGCUGCGCGGUGUGGUGCUAUGAUCUACCUAGUCACUUACGCCUUUGGUUGUGAACUAUGGGCACCCUGGAGCGAAGAACUGGGCCGCAAACCUAUCCUGCAACUCAGCAUGCUUCUUACCAACCUCUGGCAAUUGCCAGUUGCUCUUGCGCCAAAUUUUGCCACUGUCAUGGUUGGCCGGGCCUUUGGUGGUCUCAGUUUGGCUGGUGGCUCUGUCACAUUAGGAAUGAUAGCAGACUUGUGGGAGUCGGAUGACCAACAAUAUGCAGUUGCCUGUGUGGUGUUUUCAUCAGUUGGUGGCUCAGUUCUUGGGCCUUUGAUAGGGGGUUUCGUGGAUGCCUUUCUGCCAUGGCCUUGGGCCAUGUGGAUUCAACUUAUCUUUGGCGGAUUUACGCAGAUUCUCCAUUUGCUACUUGUUCCGGAGACCAGGACCUCUAUCAUGAUUGAUAACAUUGCAAAGAGAAGACGCAAAAGGGACGGUAUUCCGAACGUUUGUGGCCCUAAUGAAGUCCUACCUUGGAAAGAGCGCUUUUCCAUGAGAAAGAUUCUCACCACCUGGAUUCGUCCAUUCAAGAUGCUGUUGACAGAGCCGAUCGUGUUGAGUCUGUCCUUACUAAGUGGCUUCAGUGAUGCGCUGAUAUUCAUGUUCAUUCAAUCCUUUGGGUUGGUCUACGCACAGUGGGGGUUUGACACUGUUGAUGUGGGCCUUUCCUUCAUACCCAUUUUAGUGGGCUAUAUCAUUGGCUGGCUUAGCAUGUAUCCUGUCAUCCACAGGACAAACAUGAAGCGGAAAUUAAAUCCCAAUGAUGAGCAUGCACAAUAUGAGUUGCGACUCUGGUGGCUGCUUUAUACCGCACCAUGCCUUCCUAUUGGCUUGAUGGGAUUUGCAUGGACGAGCUUGGGUCCCCCAGUUCACUGGAUAGGAACUAUGGUGUUCGCAGCCAUUGUCGGCAUCGCCAACUAUACCAUCUACAUGACCACCAUCGAUUACAUGGUCUGCGCUUAUGGUCCUUAUUCUGCUUCAGCAACAGGUGGGAAUGGAUUCUCCAGAGACAUACUUGCAGGUGCCCUUACUGUGCCCGCCACGCCAUUCUUCAGUAAUAUUGGUGCCCCUAAUCGUAAUCUCGAGUAUGCAUCUACCAUUCUUUCUUGUAUUGCCGUUCUUCUCGUGAUUUCCGCCUAUGUGAUCUAUUGGAAGGGACCAAUGCUUCGCAAAAACUCACCAUUUGCCCAACAAUUGUCCAGUGCCCGGAAGGAAGAUGCCAGCCGUCGCACUUCUAUGACCUAUAGUGGACGGGGGAGACAGUCCCGCAAGAACAGCGGUCAAGGACAGGAGUAG
This is a messenger RNA of Aspergillus ruber CBS 135680, 1668 nucleotides long. RefSeq names its product MFS general substrate transporter. The transcript has 4 exons. Gene Ontology annotation, molecular function: transmembrane transporter activity. Gene Ontology annotation, biological process: transmembrane transport. NCBI's taxonomy places the organism in Eukaryota, Fungi, Ascomycota, Eurotiomycetes, Eurotiales, Aspergillaceae. The record is from RefSeq and is a predicted model, not a curated record. The coding region runs from base 1 to 1668 and encodes 555 amino acids.